This is a messenger RNA of Ipomoea nil (Japanese morning glory), 714 nucleotides long. RefSeq names its product zinc finger BED domain-containing protein RICESLEEPER 4-like. The record is from RefSeq and is a predicted model, not a curated record. The transcript has 2 exons. NCBI's taxonomy places the organism in Eukaryota, Viridiplantae, Streptophyta, Magnoliopsida, Solanales, Convolvulaceae. The coding region runs from base 10 to 714 and encodes 234 amino acids.
CCAUUAGGCAUGUCUACCGAUAAUUCAUCUGUCCCGCAAAAUCCACACACUCUAAAUAAUGUGGUUGGUGAAAGCAAUGAAACUAUUAAUCAAUCACAUGAACAAUCUGAAGGAGUUGAAAGAGUAGAAUUACAUUCAGAUGAUCAUGACACACAACAAAAUGAAGAAACACACGAUCAAGAGUUUCAAACAAACAAGAGAAAAAAGACUUCAGGUGUGUGGAAUGAUUUUCAUAUGGUCGACAUAGAUGGAGUGCAGAAGGUACAAUGUAAUCAUUGUCAUCAUCAUUUUGCAUUAACUAAAUCGGGCACAACAACUAGCUACAAGAGGCAUCAAGACAAAUGCGUUAAGAGAAAGGCAAAUUUGAAGGUCACCGAUCAACAAACAAAGUUAAAUUUUAUGCCUAGUGAUGGAGUUCCAUCUUCCCUUCCUUCAUUACAUCGUGGAAAUUUUAAUAUGGAAAGAAUGAGGGAGUGUGCUGCUAAUUGGGUCAUGAUGCAUGAGCAUUCGUUUACUAUUUUGGAGGAAGCAGGAUUUAACCUAUUGAUGAAAGAAGGAUGGCCGGAGUGGAAAAAAAUUAGUAGAAAUACAUGCAAAGCAGAUUGUUUGCAGGUUUAUGAGAUUGAAAAGAAGAAGUUGAAGAACAAUCUUGAAAGUGUUAGUAAAGUAAGUUUGACAACAGAUUGUUUGGAAAUCAAAAAAUCAGAAGAUUGA